AGACAUGCAUUGCAGCAUUCCUCUUUUCUUACUCCCUAACCAACCCAACCCUUUGGCAUUGCUCCAUUCACAUUUUUUUACCUUUCUAAUACACAUAUAUUCAUCAUGGUCCGUAGGAAGAUCACGUCAAAACGAGUACCUGCUAAUCACAGGUACAAGAUUGAGAAGCGCGUUAAAGAUCACCAUCGCAAGAUACGCAAGGAAGCCAAGAAAAAUCCAAGAGCCUCACACAAGAGUAAGAAGGAUCCAGGCAUUCCCAACAACUUUCCAUUCAAGGAACAAAUUCUUCAACAGAUUGCGGAUCAAAAAUUGAAAGCACAGGAAGAAAAGGAGAAGGCAAAGGAGGCUCGUAGGAAAGCGGCUGAGAAGGCUCGUAAAGCUAACAAGGCCAAGAAUAAUAACAAUAACAACAAUAGCAAUAGCAAUAACGAUAAUAGUAAAAAGACAAAGGCAGAGGGAACAGCAAGAGCAAAGAAUAAUACAGUAACAGAAGGUGUUCUUUCAAAGGCUGCUAAGCGUAAGGCAGCAGCAGCAGCAGCGUCAACAGAGGGAUCACCAGCGUCCAAGAAGAGUAAGACAAUGGUAUCCAAGAAGACUGCCAAGGAACCGGAGGAUGAGGUGGAGGAAGAGGAAGAGGAGGAUGAAGAUGCGCCUUAUGACUUUGCAGAACACUUUGCAACAAGUAAUGAUGCUGAGGAUGAUGAGGAUGAGGAUGAAGAAGAAGAUAAUGAUGAUGAUGAAGAAGAAGAAGAAGAAGAGGAUGGCGACGAUGAUGAGGAAGAGGAAGAGGAAGAGGAGGAUGAAUAGAGCUGUAAGCAUUUGGUUAGUCUGCAUAUGUAGUCCAUGUUUCAAUUACACAAUUAUACAUGCAUGCUUUUUUUUAUAUUGAAAGAAAGAAAAAAAUUGUCUGUGCGGUGGUGUAAAAGAGUCCCUGAAAUAAAAGAAAUCCAAUGGAAGGAGAG
Lobosporangium transversale is the source of this 962-nucleotide messenger RNA. RefSeq names its product GNL3L/Grn1 putative GTPase-domain-containing protein. The record is from RefSeq and is a predicted model, not a curated record. Lineage: Eukaryota; Fungi; Mortierellomycota; Mortierellomycetes; Mortierellales; Mortierellaceae. The transcript is spliced from 3 exons. Bases 106 to 807 code for a protein of 233 amino acids.